This is a messenger RNA of Coccinella septempunctata (seven-spotted ladybird), 2012 nucleotides long. RefSeq names its product facilitated trehalose transporter Tret1-like. The transcript has 5 exons. Gene Ontology annotation, cellular component: membrane. The coding region runs from base 267 to 1742 and encodes 491 amino acids. The record is from RefSeq and is a predicted model, not a curated record. NCBI's taxonomy places the organism in Eukaryota, Metazoa, Arthropoda, Insecta, Coleoptera, Coccinellidae. Gene Ontology annotation, biological process: transmembrane transport. Gene Ontology annotation, molecular function: transmembrane transporter activity.
GCAACGAGGUACAGAUUAUUUAAGUCAAGUUGGCUUUCCGCAAACGGACUGGAGGGGGAAAAACGCGCUCUUUUGUUUUUAUACGAGCGAUCCACUUGUUUUCGAUUUUGAAAAGUCCGUGUCUGUGCUUCUGGUAACAUUGGAUGCUUGUUCUUAACAUGUAGAGGAAGUGAAAAAGUUCUUGCUCAUUUUGGGAUUGACUGACUUCAGCUGAAAAUAUAUACCUGUGCGCGACUCCUUAUACAGGGUUUGAGAUCAAUAUUGAAAUGCACGUGAAAAAAUUGCUGAAAGCUCGAUUAGAAAAAUUUUGGGAGUAUGGAUCUGGAAGAAUGGUCCUUGCCGCAGUUUGCGCACAUUCAGUGUCAGUAUCUAUUGGUAUUUGCCAAGGAUACAGCGCUAUUUUGAUACCCCAACUCAUAUUGUCACCCCAGUAUAACAUAACAAUGGAAGUCAGUUCUUGGUUAGCAAGUUUGGGAGCUGUGACAAACCCCCUUGGUUCCAUAGCUUCUGGAGUACUAGCAGAGUACAUGGGAAGGAAGAUAGCAAUACAACUAACUACAAUACCAUUCCUCCUUGGCUGGCUGUGCAUAGGACUCUCGACCCAACUGAAAUGGAUCUACAUCGGUAGAAUUAUAACAGGAAUAGCUGCAGGUAUGGCCUCAGCCAGUUACACCUACGUCUCUGAAAUAUCCACACCAGAGAGCAGGGGCGUCUUGCAAGCCCUAGGCCCCAUAAGCGCUAGCUUCGGCAUCCUCCUGACCUACGUUUCCGGUUACUUCUUCCACUGGAAAUACACCGCCCUGAUCAGCAUCUUCUUCUGCAUUUACACCCUCAUCUCCAUGACUUUCCUGCCGGAAUCCCCGGCCCAUCUAGUCAAAGGCAAAGACACCAAGAAGAUCUUCGAGGCCUACCUCUUCUUCAGACGCAGCAACGCCAAGGCCCAGGAGGAGGUGGAAAAACACACGUCCAAGACCAACGAGUUUUACAACUCUGGGAAGACAUGGAGGGACGUAUUUUGUAGCAGCGAGACUGUUAAGCCUUUCCUGAUACUGGUGACACUUUUCUUCCUCCAAGAGAUGUCGGGGAUCUACAGUAUACUCUUCUACACCGUCAAUUUCUUCGAGGAGACCCAUCUGGAUGUCGAUGAUUUCCUAGCUUCGAUCGUAGUGGGCGGCAUAAGGUUCUUCAUGUCCAUUGUUACAGCCUUCCUGAUAAAUAAGUUUGCUAGGAGGGUUCUGUGUGUGGUUUCGAGCUUUGGUAUGGCUUGUACCCUGUUACCUUUGCUCCUCUACAUAAGAUACUACGAGAUGUUUCCCUCUGGACCCAAGUUCCUCCCAUAUCUUCCACUCGUGAGUGUGAUCUUCAACGUGUUCUUCAGCAUGUUGGGGAUGCUGCCCAUACCCUACAUACUGGUAGGUGAAUAUUUCCCCCUCAGGGCAAGAUCUAUAAUGUCCGGGUUUGUUAUUUGCAUAGCGCAAACCUUCAUCUUCAUCUCGGUGAAGAUUUACCCCCACAUGAACGCCCUGCUGGGGUUCAGCGGUACCUUGUUCACUUUCUUCGUUGCUUCUUGCGUCGCUGUCAUCUUCUGCAAGUUCGUGCUUCCAGAAACCAAGGAUAAGAGUCUGGAGGAUAUCGAGGAGUAUUUCAGAGGGAACAAUUAUAAGGACUCAUACGUCCUUCCGCAUCAUACAGUGUGGGAAACACCGUCGAAAGAAGUGUUUUCCAUCAAACUUCCAGCAUGAUGGAUAUUUUUAUAUGUCUGCCCUGGAUAUUUCCAUAUUUUCGAAUUUUGAACAGGAAAAACGAGCCUUGAUUUGUUGAUGGAGAUAGAAAAUGUAGAUUUUUCAAUUAGUUAAUCGAUUUCGUGAAGGUAUUUAUGAAAUAUCUGUUUAAGAGUUAUUUGUAUAUUACAUCUCUAUUAGUGAGUUCAUAUUGGAUGUGAUAAUUAUUGCAUUAAAUUAAUGUUCCUAGACUAUAUUUGUUAAAUUUUUAAUAAAGCAUUGCGAUUUUCA